Messenger RNA from Phodopus roborovskii (desert hamster), 1988 nucleotides. It is a transcript of the gene Mfsd2b, whose product is annotated as MFSD2 lysolipid transporter B, sphingolipid. Gene Ontology annotation, molecular function: symporter activity; sphingolipid intramembrane carrier activity. The record is from RefSeq and is a predicted model, not a curated record. Gene Ontology annotation, cellular component: membrane. The transcript is spliced from 14 exons. The coding region runs from base 1 to 1485 and encodes 494 amino acids. Lineage: Eukaryota; Metazoa; Chordata; Mammalia; Rodentia; Cricetidae. Gene Ontology annotation, biological process: carbohydrate transport.
AUGUCAUUGCCUCAGGAACCCACCGCGGCGGCCUCUGUGGCAGAGCCUCACACCCAGGAGCCAGGCUCGGACAACAGAGACGGUCGCCUCUCAGUCUGUACAAAGGUGUGCUAUGGCAUUGGCGGCAUCCCCAACCAGGUGGCCUCUAGCGCCUCAGCCUUCUACCUGCAGAUCUUCCUACUUGAUGUGGCCCAGAUCCCAGCUGCCCAGGUGUCACUUGCCUUAUUCGGAGGGAAGGUGUCUGGUGCAGUCGCAGACCCUGUGGCUGGCUUCCUCGUCAACAAAAGCAGAAGGACAGGAGCUGGCAGGCUAAUGCCUUGGGCGCUGGGCUGCAUGCCCUUAAUUGCACUGGCCUACUUUUUCCUGUGGUUCCUGCCUCCAUUCAGCAGCCUGCGUGGGCUCUGGUAUACUGCCUUCUACUGCCUGUUCCAGGCCCUGGCUACGUUCUUCCAGGUACCCUACACGGCGCUCACUAUGAUCCUCACCCCCAGCCCCAGGGAGCGAGACUCUGCCACUGCAUACCGGAUGACCAUGGAGAUGGCAGGGACUCUGAUGGGAGCCACUGUCCAUGGACUCAUCGUAUCCAGUGCCCAUGGGUCUCGGAGGUGUGAGGAUCCUGGGCUCUCCGGGAGUAUUGCUGUCUCUCCAGAUGUAGCUCGCCUCUAUUGCAUCGCAGCUGCUGUGGUUGCCUUGACUUACCCUGUGUGUGGCGGUUUGCUGUGCCUAGGAGUAAAGGAGCGGCCAGACACUUCUACCCCAGCCUCAGGCCCAGGCCUGAGCUUCUUCACAGGGCUGGCUAUCACUUCCCGGCACCCGCCCUACUUGAAUCUGGUGGUCUCCUUCUUGUUCAUCUCAGCUGCCGUCCAGGUGGAACAAAGCUACCUGGUCCUGUUCUGUACACACGCCUCCCGGCUCCAAGACCAUGUCCAGAACUUGGUGCUAACCAUCCUGAUCUCAGCUGUGCUGAGCACCCCACUGUGGGAGUGGGUUCUCCAGCGGAUUGGAAAGAGGGCAUCUGCGUUCGGGAUCUGUGUAAUGGUGCCCUUUUCUAUCUUGCUGGCUGCUGUGCCCUCAGCGCCUGUGGCCUAUGUUGUGGCCUUUGUCUCUGGUGUGAGCAUCGCUGUGUCCUUGCUGCUACCCUGGUCCAUGUUGCCAGAUGUGGUGGAUGACUUCCAGUUGCAGCACCAGCAUGGCCCCGGUGUGGAGACCAUCUUCUACUCAUCCUAUGUCUUCUUCACCAAGCUCUCAGGCGCAGGCGCCCUAGGCAUCUCCACUCUCAGUUUGGAGUUUGCAGGGUAUGAGGCAGGGGCCUGCCAGCAAGCAGAAGAAGUGGUGGUCACCCUCAAGGUCCUCAUCGGUGCUGUGCCCACCUGUAUGAUCCUUAUUGGUCUGUGCAUCCUCAUGGUUGGCCCUACUCCCAAGAUGCCAAGCCAGGACACUUCCCAGCAAAGCCUUCGGAGAAGAACUAGCUACAGCCUCGCCUGAACAUGAAGUGGACUUCUGUGAGCCGGAAAAGCAGAAGCCUGCAUUUUCUGGUGCUCUCUAUCCAGUCCCUGAGCAUACCCUAGCAACUGAGCACAUGUCAUUUCCUCUUGCAAAUGGAGACUCUAGUGACACCCCCUGAAGGGGGGCUGGCUUCAGGAACCCUACUCAGUCGCUCCUUACCUGUUGACCCUGGACCUUUCAGACUUGUAGCCCAGCCUACUCUACUUUCAAGAAGCCUCAGACUCUGAAAGUAUCCUCCAAGACUAUUUCUGGCGUCACAAAGAAGCUCCUGUCUACUCCAGUCUGUACACUCCCUUUCCUCCACAGCAGAGCUCCACACACAGGAAAACAGACCUGGUUUUCACAGUCUCAGUGGGCACCUGCUGAGAGCACAGAACUGGGACACAGUGUGAAUGGGCAAACUGAGCACAAGAACACAUGACAUUUUGCAGGCUUAGCAGACCCACCCUGGCACACAGGUGUUUGCCCAGUACUUUGCUCUG